AGGUGAGUGAACAAUAUUUUGGCUGCUUGAAUGACAGUUAUUCUCUCCGGUUUAACACAUGAACGCUUAUGUAUCAUGGUGUAAUAUCGUACAGUAUCUGGUCGUUACAUGUGUCUAUUAGUGGGUCUAAUUUCUAAUAAGGAACCGUGAAAAGAGUGGGCAUGACUCUUUUGAGUCCACUCCUUACCGUGAUGGUUACACCCCAGUGACAGACAGACACUGAUCUUGCCAAGAUGGGGUUGCUGUCAACACUGACCCGUGGACUUGUCAGGGGAGCGGAUCGACUGUCCGCCUUCACCAGCAAGCGCGGCCCAAGGUCUCACUACAAAGGCAGAGGUUCAAGACCAGCCGGUCGUCUGACGUGUAGCGGGAAGUUUGUGCGCGUGAACGAGAUGAUUCCCGAGUUUGUGGUGCCCUCUCUGGAGGGAUUCAAUCUCAGGCCGUACGUGUCAUAUCGUGCACCCCAGGGAACGGAGCCCGUCCUCACACCAGAGACUCUCUUUAACCAAACAGUGGCCUCACAGAUUCAGAAGGAUAUUGAGGCAGGUACGUUUGACAUGAACAACCUGGAAAAAUACGGCCUUGACCCUAAACAGGAGGACAAACUAUUCAAACUCUAUCCCAAAAACUAUGUGCGUUAACAGAUCAUGUAUGGACUGGAUUUACAAAUAACCCAUCGCCAAGUUGAAACGGUGUGAAAUGAUGAACAAUGACUUCUUGGAAACAUCUGGGCACAAAGAAUAAUAUCUAUCCAAACUGUUGUUGACCAUCCUGUUUGGUUGUGAAGCCAAGUUGUUACUGUUACUUUGUUUAUCUAAUUGUGACAGGAUCUCUAUGAGACCCUUUUCCCAUUGAAAUCAGCAUGCACAAUAUUUAAUAAAGGACCAGUAAAUGAA
Engraulis encrasicolus (European anchovy) is the source of this 896-nucleotide messenger RNA. RefSeq names its product mitochondrial ribosomal protein L41 (gene mrpl41). Gene Ontology annotation, cellular component: mitochondrial large ribosomal subunit. The transcript is spliced from 2 exons. The record is from RefSeq and is a predicted model, not a curated record. The coding region runs from base 234 to 641 and encodes 135 amino acids. Gene Ontology annotation, molecular function: structural constituent of ribosome. Gene Ontology annotation, biological process: translation. Lineage: Eukaryota; Metazoa; Chordata; Actinopteri; Clupeiformes; Engraulidae.